CCUAUAGGAAGAAACAACAAUGAGAACUACAGAAAGUGUGUUGGUGGUUGUCAUCUGGUCUUUAUCAGGAACUAUGGCAAUAAAAUGUGGACAAACAAGCCAAGUGAGGGUAUCUCCCAUCACCCCAGUGUGGGGACAGAAAGUGAUAUUGACCUGUAACACUCCCUGUAAUCUGACUGACAACCAAAACCCCACCUACAUCUGGUACAAGAAUGGACAACGUCUUCUCAAUUCCACCAUCUGGACAUUCAAUGACACCAGUUAUUAUACACACAGUUACUCCUGUGCUGUAAAUGGUUCUGAGAAUCUCCGCUCUCCUGUAGUCUGUGUUCUGGGUAAAACCUGUUUCAAUGUGACUUACACCCAUCAGAGAAUCUCUGCCUUAAAGGGGUCAACAUUGGAUCUUCCCUGCACAUACCAACAUCCAAAUAACCACACAGUCAUAGAAAUGUACUGGUAUGUACAACAGAAACGUGAUGUGGUGCCAACAAACCUGAGUUCAUUGCCAGAGUAUUCAGGUCGUGUGAAGUACCUUGGAGAUAAUAUGAGUGACUGUACCCUGAGAAUCACAGACCUGAGAGAGACUGAUUCAGCUGAGUACAAGUUCAGAUUUAAAACACAGUUUGCUGACAAAAAAAUUGCAGAGUGGGGGUACAGCUUCCCAGGAACGACUCUGACUGUCUCAGGGACUAAACCCUUGGGUCUGCCUGCAAUUAUAGGAUUCAUAGUAUUUAUUUUGGUUCUCAUCCUCUGUCUCUCUGGCUUUGUGUGGUUCAGGAAGAAGUCCUCCACCAAUCACACAACUGACUCAGCGGACAAUAGACAGAGGGACUCUGCUCCUGUUUAUGACAACACCUCCAUGCCCAUGGCCUCUAAUGCAGAGCAGACAAUGGCCUCAAACGACCAGACUGACCUCCACUACGCCAGUGUUCACAUCACUCGCUCCAGAGACCAGGUGGUGCCCCUGUACUCCACCGCCCAACUCCCUCCACCCCAAACCCAGGAAGAGGACGUCCAGUAUACGGCUGUAAAAUUCAACUGUCCCAGUGCUGUCACCCGGUGAUCAAGUCAUCACAUUACAGGGUUAAAGUGAAUAGGUUUUCUCAAAGCUGGGGCUUGUCUGCUUGGCCAUCAGGAAGAGUAAACUAUGUGUUUGUCCAAUAGAAAUGUAGUUGUUUGGCUGAGAUUCAGUAAGAUAUGAAAUACAUUUACAAUUGUUUGUGUCAAAUUAAAUGAACAACAGCAAUUUAUAUCCUCAGCAUAUAUUCAUUUUUAAGCCCUCGUAUGUAACGCCUUGAUUUAAAUGAUUUCAUCUGAUUUUAUUAGCCAAUAUUUCUAUAAUCCUAACAAACAGAAAUGGAGACUGUGGACAACUUCCUCUGGAGAUUUACAGUGCUUUCUGAGAAGUAUCCAUGAUGUAGUAUUUCACAUCUGGAGUUGGAUCAAAUCCCUGCCCCUGAAGAUUCACGUUAUCGGGUGAUUAAGUUGUAGAGGCCAUUUCAGAUUGAGCAACCUCCACCAAUCAGAUAUAUUCCAUUUAAAUAUUCCCUGUGGCACGGUCAGGGUCAAAAAUACCUAAUUAAAUACAUUUUGAUAUCA
Molecule: messenger RNA, 1599 nt
Organism: Esox lucius (northern pike)
Lineage: Eukaryota; Metazoa; Chordata; Actinopteri; Esociformes; Esocidae
Exons: 6
Coding region: 20-1063 (347 amino acids)
Source: RefSeq, a predicted model, not a curated record